AUGACCAGCGUGUUCGACAUGGAGGACGUCAGCGAUGUUAAGUGGUUCAGCAGUAUUUGCUGCGGCAUAUCUGUGGUUAUGUGCAUCCUUUCAAUCGUAUACAUGCAUAUCUUCCUUAAUGCGAAGGUCUGUGUUCAAUCUGUAAACAAUGCGUUGAACGGCGGAUCUGAUGGAAAGACUCAGCAGGAUGAUACGCCCACAGUCGCAGCCGAUUUGGAGGAGCCAAAGAAGCGCCAGAAUAGUGCAUCCAACGGCACGCUCGACGAGUUACUGCUGCCCCCUCGGCCGUGGCUGACGAUGAUGCGGGGGUCUUUCUGGGAGUUGCUCAGCUUGUUUCUUGUUUUCUUCAUUACAUUUAACCUCUUCCCGAAGGUCGGCCCCGUAUCCUUUAAUUUUGAGGGAAAAGCUCCAUCGAAGAUGGUCCUGCUCUUUGGCAUGGAGUUUAUUGGAGAUUUCCUUGGCCGGUCGUGCCUCAAACUGCCGGACUUGCAUCCGAUGUUCGGCUUCCUGUUCCUCUCGCGCAACGCCACGGUUGUCGUCUCAUUUCUUCGCUUUUUGUUUUACGUCCCUUUUUUCCUGGCAAUGAAGAUGGAGGAAACUCCAUUUAUCAACAGCUUUGCUUGGCUUAUGAUCAUCCAGCUUUUGCUCGCCUUUACGCUCGGUUGGGUCGGCACUUUAUCCCUCAUCCACUGUUCCAUGGUCACUAGCCCUGGAGGCCUUCUUACUCGCACUGUCGUUUUGCUAGAGGGUGCACUUUCUCGUUCAUAG
Messenger RNA from Eimeria acervulina, 768 nucleotides. RefSeq names its product adenosine transporter, putative. The transcript is spliced from 2 exons. The record is from RefSeq and is a predicted model, not a curated record. Bases 1 to 768 code for a protein of 255 amino acids. Gene Ontology annotation, cellular component: plasma membrane. Gene Ontology annotation, biological process: nucleoside transmembrane transport. Gene Ontology annotation, molecular function: nucleoside transmembrane transporter activity. Lineage: Eukaryota; Apicomplexa; Conoidasida; Eucoccidiorida; Eimeriidae.